AUGUUUAUUACGCCAGGCGGUGAAAAAGAAAAAAAGGAAAACCCUAGAUAUCCUGCAGAUUACAGAAGAAGGAUAUCUCUUUGCACUACUAAGACGAUAACCUCUGGUGCUGCUUCGAAAAGCACUAUGGAGGACGAUCGAGAGAGACCCUAUUCUGUUCUAACGAGAGAUGAAGUUAAAGAGAAGAUGGAGAAAAAGGUGGACGCUAUCUCCGAGAUCUUUUGCGUUUCAACAUCCGAUGCGACCGUGCUCCUCAUGAAUCUCCGAUGGGACUCGCGUCUGCUUUCGGAGCGUUUGAGCGAAGACAGGGAGAAACUCUUGACGGAAUCAGGUUUGAAACCAGUUGUGAUUGAUUCGAAUCGAGACUUGUCUGAUUCAGCAUACGAUGUGUUUUACGAGUUCGAUGACGAUGAUCACGAUGGUGAUGAGAAAAUCUCCACGCCCUUUUGUUCUCACGAGUUCUCCACACGUUAUUGGAGUGGGUACCUUGAGAAGAGCUUCUUCUCUCUGGCGAAAACCCUAACCGCAAUCUCUUGCCCUGAUCAAGAUUGCCGAGCUGCAGUUGGACCGGUCACGAUCGAGAGGCUAACGGCACGGGACAAGGAUGCGUACGAUGCGUACGUUCUGAGAUCUUAUCUCGAGGGAGUCAAGAAGGAGAUUGUCAAGCAGUGUCCUGCACCGGAUUGCAACAACGUCAUCAAGUUUCAUCGGUCGAGUGAUGUUGAGGAGCAUGGUGUAAACGUGGUGUGUCUCUGUGGUCAUAUCUUCUGUUGGCGAUGCAGCCUUGAGUCACACAGACCAGUGACCUGCAACAACGCCUCUGAUUGGUUGGCUAACUUGGAAAACUUGUUGGAGAAAUCAGACAAGGCAUUGAGCCGUUCCUGGAUCGACACCAACACGAAGCCUUGCCCUCAUUGCCUUUGUCCUGUGGAUCUUUCUGGUAUUGGAGGAUUCUACCGGUUCGUGACUUGUGCCUGCAGUGGUCGAUUCUGUUGUAAGUGUUUGCAGCCAGAGGAAUCCCACAAACAAGGGCUCUAUGGAUACUGCCCUGAACCGGAGAUACCAAAACUGGAAGAUUUGUGUUUGGAUAGCUGCGAGGAGGAGGAAGGUCCUGUAGAUUUGAGUGUGCAUAGCUGGGAGGAAGCUCAGGUCGCAAUGAUGGAUGCUAAAUCCCGUCUACAAGCUUUCGAGAAAUCCAUCAUCAUCGAGAAACCGAGUACCUUGACCGAGGAAUACAUAAGGAUUGUGAGAGAAGGGUUGAUGCUGAUUGUCCAAUGCAGACAAGUCCUUAAGUGGAGCUUUGUGUACGACUAUCUCCACACAGAGUAUGAGACGUCGAAGAAGGUGUGUAAGUCAUCCACCGCUACAAGCAACAUUGGUAACUACUUCUACCACUUCCUCAGGACUUUACAAGAUGGUUUAGCCGAUGUGAAGGUCAGGUCGUACGACAACUUUGGUGGUCCUUACUGGUUCUGCGAUCGCUGCACCUUUAAAAACGAUUGGCUUCGUAGGGCGUGCAAGAUGUGCUGUGAUCCUACUGCAUCUCCUGUGGAAGAGCCGCCAAUGUUAUCCGUCUCUCUUUGGUACUCUGUUGAUUAUGUGAUUCUGAUUUCUGUCUUUCCCAAGAAAUCAAUGGAGGACGAUCCACAAGGACCUUACUCUGUUCUAACGAGAGAUGAAGUUAAAGAGAAGAUGAAGAAACAGAUCGAUGAUAUCUCCGAAGCCUUUUGGGUUUCAAAAUCUGAUGCGACCGUUCUCUUCAUGUGUCUCCGAUGGGACUUGCUUAGGGUUUCCGAGCGUAUGGGGGAAGACAAGAACAAGUUACUGACAGAAUCAGGUUUGUGUUCAGUUGUAAGUGAUUCGAGUCGAGAUUUAUCUCAUUCAUCUUGUGGGACUUGCUCUACGAGUGAUGAUCAGUUUUAUGAUUUUGUUGAUGAUGAUAACGUGAAUGAUUCGAAUCGAGUUUUAUGUGAUUCAUUUUGUGGGAUUUGCUCUAAGACUUGUGACGGGAUUGAUGAUGAAGAUUUAAUCUCCACGCUAUGCUGUUCUCACAAGUUCUGCACAGCUUGUUGGAGAGAGUAUCUUUACAAGAACUUUUACUCUCUGGAGGAAAACCAAACUGUAAUCUCUUGUCCUGAUAAAGAUUGUCGAGCUGCGGUUGGACCGGACACGAUCGAGAAGCUAGCAGUACGGGAUAAAGAUAUCCACGAGAGGUACAUUCUGAGAUCUUACCUCGAGGACAACAAGGGACUGAUGAUCAAACAGUGUCCUGCACCGGAUUGCAACUACGUCAUUGAGUUUCAUGAGGCGAAUGAUGUCGAGGAGUAUGGCUUGAACGUGGUGUGUCUCUGUGGUCACACCUUCUGUUGGAGUUGCAGCCUUGAGUCACACAGACCAGUGACCUGCAACAACGCCUCUGAUUGGUUGUCUACAAAUGAAUCGUUGAGCCUUUCCUGGAUCAAAACCAACACCAAGCCUUGUCCUUAUUGCAAUCUUCCUGUGAAGCUGGAUGGUCGCCAGUUCGUGACUUGUUUCUGCAGGUGUCGUUUCUGUUGGAAGUGUUUGCGGUCAGAGGAAACACACACAAAGGGAUCAGGAUUCUAUAGGGCCUGUUCUCUACCGCAGACAACUAAGAAGGAAGAAGUGGAGAUUUCGUGUGUGGAUCGCUGGGAGGCGGUUCAGGUUUCAAUAGAGGAAGCUAGAUCCGACCUACGAGCAUUCGAUGAAUACAUCAUCAAGAAACCAAGUAGCUUAAAAGAGCAAGACAUUAGGGUUGUGAGAGAAGGACUAAUGCUGAUUGUUCAAUGUAGACAAGUCCUUAAAUGGAGCUGUGUGUACGAGUACUACCACACGGACUAUGAGAUGUCGAAGAAGGAGUACCUCCGGUUCCUGCAAGACAUUGCAUCCAAGGCUCUCCAGGGUCACUUGAAGACCUUACUAGAGGAAACAGAAGAAGCCUUCUCCGCAUGUACUUACGAAAACCUUUGCACGAUGAGGCAUAAGUUAUCCACCGCGACAAGCAACCUUGGUAACUUCUUCUAUCAUUUCAUCAACGCUCUACAAGAUGGUUUAGUAGACGUGAAGGUGAAGUCCUACGACAACUUCGCUGGUCUUUACUGGUUAUGCGAUCGCUGCACCUAUGGAAACAGUUGGCUUGACAGGGAGUGUAAGAUGUGUUUUGAAGCUUCUGAAUCUCCUUUGGAGGAGUUUAGUGAUUUAUCUCUUAAUUAG
This is a messenger RNA of Thlaspi arvense, 3231 nucleotides long. Lineage: Eukaryota; Viridiplantae; Streptophyta; Magnoliopsida; Brassicales; Brassicaceae. The record is from the annotation of a GenBank genome assembly.